UCCUGUACGUUGUGUUUGGAGUUUGACCCAGAGAAAACAACGGACAGGCAGAUAUUACAAAAGCGAAAGGGAAUAAUGACUUGGGACACCGAUUAGCAAAGAAACAGAUAUUUCUCGAAGCCUUUUCACCUGGAGGAUUUAUAAGAAACUGGUGUAUUCGUGGCAAAGCCAUGGAGCCAUCGAUGACUGGCAACUCACCCGCCCCAAAACCCAGCCCCUCGUCUCCCACCACCCUCAGGGCGGGCCUUUCCUCAUCCAACUCAUCUGCUACUACAACCACACCAACCUCAGACCGGCCUAAACCUAAACUUACCAUGCCAACACCUCCAGCCACACCCUCAUCUUCCCCCUCCACUGCCGCCCCUCGGACUUCUCCGGGUCUUUCUUCCCGCUCUUCCUCCCUGUCCACGCCGCCUGCCUCGCCUCUCCGCCAGCCUAUCAGGAGCCUCUCUCAGGUGGGCAGAUCUCAGCUCAACGCAGCCUCUACAGGAUCAUCAGCUGCUGCCACGGCUCCUCAGCCUCCUCUCACACCUGAGCCAGAGGAGCCAGAGGAGGAGGUCAGUUUUGAAGAUCUGGAGGUGAGAGCAAAGUCAGGAGAUGCCAAAGCACAGACCAAGAUGGGGCGAUACUUCCUGGCCCUGGCAGAAGAAAGGGAUGAGGAGCUGAACAACUGCACAGCGGUCACAUGGCUGGUCCAGGCUGCUAAACAAGGCCGCAAGGACGCCGUCAGGCUGCUGCAGCAGUGCUUAGCCUCCAGGAGAGGCAUCACUUUGGAGAACUUUGAGGAGGUGAAGAAGCUGUGUACAGAGACACGUUUCGAGAGAGGAGUUAGGAAAGCGGCUCUGCUUAUGUACUGGAAGUUGAAUCCAGAGAGGAAGAGGUCAGUGGCUGUUUCCGAGAUGCUGGAGAACGUUGAACACGUCCACACAGAGCCAGGGAAACCAGUCUCCCCUGGUCCACUUAACAGCUCUGCCAAGAAACAGAGGAGAGUCUUAGAGACAAUGGUCACCAGUGAGGCCAGUUCCAAUGUCGGUCUUGACGAUUUUGUUGAGAUGACUAAGAAGUAUGCUCAGGGUAUUGCACCGUCACCGGUCAUGGCUGCUGCAGGAACCGAUGAUGAAGACGAUGACGUAGUAGUGAAGAACCCAGACGAGUUGCCCCUGAACCAAAAGCUGCUGAAGUUCCCCCUGUAUGCUCUGCUGGAGAUCAAGGAGCAUCUUAUCGACUGGGCGUCACGGGCUGGCAUGCAGUGGCUCAGCGCGUUAAUCCCCACCCACCAUGUCAACGCGCUUAUCUUCUUCUUUAUCAUCUCCAACCUCACAAUCGAGUUCUUCAUCUUCCUCAUCCCUCUGCUCAUGUUCUACCUCUCCUUCUUUUCCAUGGUCAUCUGCACGCUGCGGGUAUUUCAGAAUUCAAAAGCAUGGGAAAACUUUCGGGCUCUGACAGACCUGCUGUCUCACUUUGAACCCGGUCUCGAUCUGGAGCAGGCUGAGACCAACUUUGGAUGGACACACUUAGAGCCCUAUCUGUACUUCCUGCUCUCAGUGGUCUUUGUGGUUUUCUCCUUCCCUGUUGCUGAUAAAUCAUGGAUCCCCUGCUCAGAGUUGGCUGCCAUCGCGCUCUUCUUCACCGUCACCGCCUUCCUCAGCCUUCAUGCCUCUGCCCAGCUCUUUGCUCGUAAAGCCCUCCUCACAGAGGUCCUCUCUGGUGCCUGCUCCCUCACUGUGCUCCUGCCAGACUCACUCUGGUUCCUCAGGGUCUUUGGGGUGACAUUCAUCACUGUGCCUCUAGGGGACAUCAUGGCGUUAAACCUGGGGAUGCCGUGUCUGCUAUAUGGACACCUUUUCUAUCUCCUCUUCCGUAUGGCCCAGCUGAGAGGCUUCAAGGGCACCUACCUGUGCCUGGUGCCCUACCUGGUCUGCUUCACCUGGUGUGAGCUCUGCUUGGUGUUCCUCAAUAACGCCACUGCAAUAGGACUCAUCCGCACCUGUGUGGGCUACUUCCUCUUCCUCUUCGCUCUCCCUAUACUCUCACUGGGCCUGGCUGCAAUGCUCAUCAUCCAGUUACUGCAGUGGUUCCUCGCCCUGGAACUGACCAAGAUGGUGGUCACACUAACAAUUUGCUUUGUGCCAGUUGUGCUGAGGCUUUGGACUCGCUUCAGCCUCAACCCCAUCGUGGUUCUUCGGUCUUUGUCACGAAGCAGCAUCGUCAAGCUCAUCCUGGUGUGGCUCAGUGCGGUGGUGCUGUUCUGCUGGAUGUACGUCUACAGGUCUGAAGGCAUGAAGGUGUAUAACUCCACCCUGACGUGGCCUGAGUACAGCAACCUCUGCGGUCCUCUGGCCUGGAAAGAGUCCAACAUGGCCCAAACUCAGAUUCUAUGCUCUCAUCUCGAAGGACAUCGUGUCACCUGGACCGGACGCUUCAAAUACGUCCGUGUGACUGACAUUGAGAACGGGCCGCAGUCGGUCAUCAACCUGCUCCCUGUGGUUGUGGGGAACUGGAUGCGGUGCCUGUAUGGUGAGCCGUAUCCUUUGUGUGGGGAGGAUAAAAAUGCCACAGCUGAGCACCAGCCCCUGCCUGCCCCGGCUCCUCCUCCCGAAGACCCCCUCUGUAAACUUAAAAAACUGGCCAAGCAUGAAUGCCACAUCAAACGCUUUGAUCGGUACAAAUUCGAAGUCACAAUGGGAAUGCCGCUGGAGAGGAAGACCAAGAACGGGACAAUCGUAGAGGACGAAGACGCGACGAAGGACAUAGUCCUGCGGGCUAGUAAUGAAUUUAAGUCUGUGCUUUUGCACCUAAACACAGGAAGCCUGGUGGAGUUUAGCACCAUACUGGAGGGACGUUUAGGCUCCAAAUGGCCCGUGUUUGAACUGAAAGCCAUUCACUGCAUGUCGUGCGUUGGUGCCAGCGUGCCCAGCCGCAGGCAGUAUAAGAUCGAACACGACUGGAGGCGCACGGCUCAGAACGCCCUGCAGUUUGGUUUUGACUUCUUCUUCAACCCUUUCUUGACCGUGCAGCUCGAGCAACACUCAGACACAGAGACGGAAACACAGGCUGUGGCGCAGGAGGGGGGAUAGAAGGGAACGAGAUCUGGCAGACACACCUCUGGGAGAAAAGGAUAAUUGAUGCUAAGAUGUGAGAUAAAACGUGUGUAAUGAUAAUACUAUCUUCAGCGGAAGAACAUCAAAGAAUGUACACUUCUGUUCUUAACAGAAUCUAAUUGCAAUAUUAUGGAGAGUUACUUAUUAUAGAAGAGUGGACAGAUGCUCAAAUAUUUAUGGUAUCUAUUCUGAACUGAGGGAGUUUGUUUGCAGUCUUAGAGCUGAUGAGCCUUUAUGCGUGAGAAUACAUAAUAUAAUGACAAUGAAAUUUACAAGGGGGAGAAACAGAGACUAAUGAGCUUUUUUCUUUUAAGUAAUUUCCUGCCUAACACUAAAGUAAGGAAACCAUGAUCCAAACCUCCAUAAACAUUUCAUCCCAUUUAAGCUGCACUUGUGCUCACCACAGUGAGUCUGUCAAUGAAGUCAUUUUGAUUUUGUUUGCGUGUACAAACACUAUGUCUGCUACAAUUUUACAUAUGUUGGUCAAUAUCAUGACACAUUUUGUUGCCAAAAUCAUCAGUGUUGACAUUUUACACUUUCCCUGUUGAAGUGGGCUCUCGUUUCCUUGUUGUGUGUGUGUGGGGCCUACAAAUGAUAGAUGGAGAUGAAGUUUUGGGGGUUUUUUUUGGUCAUUCUGGUGAUAGCACAUAAUUGCUUUCUUUGCUGACAAGCUUUAAUCGUUUAAAACUAUUCAGUACUGUACAUGUUCAUCAUGUAGUUUGGAAGUGGUUGGUACUGGAAGUUAUUUUCAAGUGCCUUAAAAGACAUAGACUCAGUUCAUUAAUAAUUUGGGAGAGUACAGACUAAAUCACGUGUUUAAGCCUUUACCUUUAAAAUGUUCACCUGCAUCUGCGCUUGUAUUUAUUACAGAGCAGUUAUCCAUGUGUCUUGCUGUUUCUCCUCUGGUUUGUCUCCAUCUCUGCUGUGCAGGGAUUUAAUAUAUUGAACAUUUGCAGCCCCUGAGUGAUGAUGUGUUUUAAAAUAGGAUGUCACUACUGUUUUCUAUUACUGUGACCCA
Toxotes jaculatrix (banded archerfish) is the source of this 4119-nucleotide messenger RNA. It is a transcript of the gene wfs1b, whose product is annotated as Wolfram syndrome 1b (wolframin). Gene Ontology annotation, biological process: endoplasmic reticulum unfolded protein response; calcium ion homeostasis. The record is from RefSeq and is a predicted model, not a curated record. The transcript has 10 exons. Gene Ontology annotation, molecular function: protein binding. Gene Ontology annotation, cellular component: endoplasmic reticulum membrane; endoplasmic reticulum. Bases 171 to 3077 code for a protein of 968 amino acids. Lineage: Eukaryota; Metazoa; Chordata; Actinopteri; Toxotidae.